Molecule: messenger RNA, 5444 nt
Organism: Mercenaria mercenaria
Lineage: Eukaryota; Metazoa; Mollusca; Bivalvia; Venerida; Veneridae
Product: protein suppressor 2 of zeste-like
Exons: 10
Coding region: 668-4543 (1291 amino acids)
Biological process (GO): negative regulation of transcription by RNA polymerase II
Cellular component (GO): PRC1 complex
Molecular function (GO): promoter-specific chromatin binding
Source: RefSeq, a predicted model, not a curated record
UAAUUUAUCAUACUCGACACACAAAGUAAAUUACUUAUUCUGUCAUUUAUGUUAUUGUAUAUGCGGUGUGGUCUACAUGCGGUUUAAACCAAACAUGUACAUUCAAACGGGAGACUAUUAAUACAUUAAAGCAGUUAUAUAUUAAGCAGCUAUCACGCUGUGCCAUUCUCCGAAGGUGCAUCUAAUAAUGGAUUAUAUUUAUGUAGGUAGAGAAUAAUGAAUAAGAUGCUUUAGGGGAAUAAGUUUGUUGUUAGUUCGUUUUAUUAUGUGUUGAGACUUGAAGCUAAGACAAACAGAUGCGUUGUUAGAACUGAGGGAAUUGCGUGCUUUCUUUAUACCUUUACCUGUGGGGGAGGUUACAAAAUGCAUACUAUACAUGUGUAUUGAUAAUGUAUCACAUCAUAGUGGAUUUAUCUGGACGCUGGUGAGUUGAGAUGCUUAGCAUCCCAGUUUAAAGGGAGGUAAUUCAGAAAAAAGUGUUGGAAUUAGACAUGUGGAUUUACAUAGAGGCUUUAAUAAAUUAAUUAUCCUAAAUAAAGUUGUAGGCAUCGGCCUAUAAUUUUCUAAUUUAGGUUUAAAGUGAAUUCACAAAUGGAGUUUACAGAAACGUGUGAAGGGAGAUAAUUUGAAUCUGCAGACGUUUAGGGGAGGUAACAGUGAUAAAGCAAUGGAUCUGUCGGGGAAAAUCAGCAUAUGUCAACGGCUGGACCGGAGCUUCAGAAAGAUGCAACGAAUCAAGCGUCUGCGUGUAUCUGAAGUCAAUCCGCACCUGAUCUGUGUCCUUUGCGGCGGUUAUUACAUUGAUGCUACGACUAUCAUAGAAUGUCUACACACAUUUUGUAAGACAUGUAUAGUCGGAUACCUAGAGGCGAGCAAGCACUGCCCAGUUUGUGAUAAUCUGGUACACAAGACGAAACCUCAUUUACGAUUACGACCGGACCACACCCUGCAAGAUCUUGUGUACAAGUUGGUUCCCGGCUUGUUUCAAGAUGAAAUGAAAAAGCGUCGUGAAUUCUACAAGGAAGAAAUAGAAAGUGGCCGUGUCGGUGAAAAUGGUAUACCGGAAGAACGGGAACGGAUUAUAUACUCAGCAGACGAACAGAUCAGCGUGGUUAUUGAAUUAAGUUCCGACGGAAAUGCACCGUACUCGACAAGCGGACGGUCUUCUAGACAACCCCGACUAGAGGCUGCCGAUAGACGUUAUCUGUCUUGUCCUGGAAAUUUCACCGUCGGACAUCUUAAGAAAUUUAUCAAGAUGAAAUUCAACUUGUGUGAUCGAUUUCAGAUUGACUUUUAUCACACGGAUGAAACUUUACAUGACCAUUAUACACUGGUAGAUAUUGCCUACAUCUACUCUUGGCGCCGGAAAGGCCCACUUCGUCUAUACUAUACUGUGUACACAAACCAGGCCAAACGUUUCAAAGCCGAGAAUGAGGAAACAGUUCCUAUGGAAACGGAUGCGACCAACUCUUCUGACUUGAAAACUGAAACGAGUGGAUAUAUAACUGAUGAAGAAAAAAUAAGUGAGAACGAGAAGUCUUUCAGUCAAGAAUCGGAUGAAAGUAAACACGAUUCUGUUCUAGAAGGUGACGGAAUUGAUAUUGAAAAUAAAACGGUAAAUAUUGGAGAAAUCAAAAUCUCAGAGAAACGUGAAAGUGUGCAAGAUUCAGAGAAGACUGAAAUAUUACAAGCAGAUCCGAAAGACGAAAUGGGAGACAGCGAAGAAAAAUCGGAAUUAAGUGACAUUCCAGAGAUAGGAAAAGCGGAUAAAGAAAAAGAUCAUUCAGAAAGUGUUAAAGACGACAAUGAACUCGAUUCUCGUGUUGUUGAUUCUGGCAUGAAAUCAGAUUCCGAAUCUGCGAAAGUUUUGACUGAUAAACAAAAGAUAAGCACUGAUAAUGAAUGUGAAAAGCCAGAUGUAAAAACAAGUGAUAAUGUUUCCAGUGGUUCACAAGAAACGGAACUAAAUAAAAGUGAAACAGAAGAAAUUGUGCGAGAAAUAAAGAAACAUGAAACGAAAGUUAAACCAGAAAUGGUCGAAGCAUCUACGGGCACUAGUAGCGUGUCUCCUACCGAAGAAAAGUGCAAUAUUGAAAUAUUUAAACAGUCUAAGUCCGUUAUAACUGACGAGGACAUAUCUGAACCGGUUGUGUCUUCCACACAAAAUACGCAAGGAUGUCAAACAGAACCUCCUGGCUCUUCUCAUUCUGACACGCGUGACGUUCCACAUUCCUCGGAAGUUGAUAUCACUAGAUCGACUUUGUCGCCGUCUUGCAAAUCAACUGUAGAUGUUUCCUGCGAGACUGAUAAUUUUGUAAUUUCACGCCAGGCGUCUGUAGAUAGUGUCUCUGUCUCCACAGAAACUGAAACUGAGAAAAAUGAAACUGCAGUAAAUCGCAGAAAACUUGUUGACUGUUCAACUGAUGUUUAUGACUUUCCCAAGUCUGAAAGUGAAACGAAAUUGACUGUUGAUUGUUCCACUGACUUAGAUGGUUUUCCAGCAGAUAGUACGAAAAGAAAAGCGCUGACAGUUGACUGUUCUACAAGUGUUGAUAGCAUAGCUACGUCUUCAAAUAAACGUAAAUCCAUUGAAAGUGAACCUUACACCGAAUCAAAUAAAAGUCUUAAGAAAACUGAUUCAAAAUCUUACAGGAGAAGUUAUAGCUAUGCUGGUCAUUUGUCCACUCCUAAAGCUGCAUACUUAGCACAGCCACUGUCGCCAACUAAAAUGAAAUUUACAUCACCAAAAUCUCCUGUCAGAACUCCACCAAAUACUCCAGCACCAAAAUCUCCAUCUAGAGCUGAAACUUCAGGUUUCCAGUCCCAGUAUCAGUCGUUUGUAAGAACUGAGAUAACGUACAGGUUUGACGAGGAAGACCCUCCAACGUCUAAACCUGUUACAGCACAAAAGUCUGUUGUCACUCCUUCAAUGUCUUUAUCACAGUCGUUUGCCACAACCCAAAAGACGAAACCGGUGUCUAAAACGGGUCGUCCGAGAGGUCGACCUCCAAAGAACCGAUCUUUAGAAUGUUUGCCGCCUCCAAAGGAGAAGAAACACAAAUCUCGCAGUCAUUCUCCAAAACACCGUAAAAACAGUGAAAAAGAAAGAGAAAGAAAUAGUAGCUUAGGUGGAACAGACAAAUUGAAAAGCUCUAAACCUGUUUCUAGUGACCAAGCAAAGUCCUCAACGGCAUAUAGUUGGAUUAAUAAAAUUGACAGUGCUUCAAAACAAGUGUCAGAUAGAAAAGGUCAAAAGCCUAAGCAAGAUAGUUCAAGUGAAAAGAAUGCAUCGGAUUUACGAAUUCCAAAACAGUUUCUUUACUUUUCAAAUGGGCAAUACACAAUUGCUACGGUUAGUAGCUUAAGUACGCUUAAACAGAGCAGUCCUGUGUCACCUCCUCCUAAAACUGUAUUCACAGCUGAGGUAAAUGGGAAAAACAAAAGCAAGCCUGCAGACUAUGAUUCUAAGAUGCAAAAGUAUACAAACACUAGCCAGCAAGUGACACAAAAUGAAAGCAAAGGAAGUGAAAAAUGUGAACAGAAGUUGGAUAAAACUGUUGAUGUGAAAAACGUGCAAAAGAAAGAGAAGCCACAAAAAUCUUCGCAGAAACCAGAACACCAUAUUGAUUCCCAAUCUAGUCAUAAAAUUGAUUCUAAUCAGAACAGAAUUGUGAAAACUUCAGUUGACAUCACAAAACAAAUAAAUAUUGUGAAAGAAACCGAUAGAGAUACUGACUCAAAUAAAGAAACAAAUAAAGAAGCGAAUAAAGACGUACCUAAAGAAAGCCCAACUGUUUCUGUUCCGGAAUACCGCCAUCAAAGCCCUUUCUUUGCUUCUAUAAGCAACGCUGCCAAACUGCAAGCACCACAUAGACCUACAGCACAUCUUAACGUCCCGAACCUGAGCAGUCAUUUCUCAGGUACACACCAUCUGUACUCCCAAGGCCGAUACACAAAUGAAAGACUUGGUACACCGAUCUAUAGAUCGUUCUCCAUGAAUGAUAAAAGUCCUACUGCAACCAUGGCAAGCAAAUUUGAAGAAGCACGGCGAUUUGAAGCAAUAGCAUCUGCUUCGCAAGUUGGAUACCUUGGCCCUUUUCCUGCCCCUUAUUUGGGGCUGAUGCACAGUCAUCUUGUUUCUAGUCUACCGCCACCGCCACCUCUUUCUAAACCAGGACAUUAUCCCGACUCUUCAAGAUCAUUGUCAUUUUCAGAUAACUCUUUAAACUGUUCUAAUACACUCUCACAAAACACUGCCAAACAUUUGACCAAACCUACUUACACCAACCCCAAGGGUAAGGAGAAGUCUAUUGACAGAAUUAUAUCUGCUAUAACGGAAAUGAGAGCAAAGAAAGAGACACAAGAACAAUUGAAUGGAAUAGAUUUAAGUACAAAAGGUAACCGGCAACAGGAUAAGUCAAAAGACGCGUUAAAUGAACCGAAGGCGGAUAGGUACGAGUUCACAGAUGAUGAUACGGCACCGCGUCCUCCGCAAAAAGUGACUUGCAAUUCAGACUCGGUCUCGCGAAAAGACGCGGUGUAAAGUGUGAAAAUCGCGUUGUGCGUACUGGAAAUAUUUAAAGGAGCAUGGGGGAUACGUUCAGUUCAGGACGUAUGGUGCAGAAGAACAAAUAAAGCGAUUAAUAAGAAAAUAAUGGAGAACAUUGGAAUACAUCUUGUCAGUCAGUCAUGUUAGGUAAACACCAUUUACUCUGUGAUUAGAAACUCAAGCAGUGCUAGUUUACUUACACGGAUCAUUUAUUAGCUUACCGGAUUAUAAAUAGUUUAAAGUGUGCAGACGAACCUGGAUUAUCUUUAUGUGCUUUUUCAUUGCUUGGAUAUAUGUUUGUGAAUAUGUAAUUUAUUUUUUGUGGAUUAUCAUGACAUAGUGUGAGAGUUUCUUGAGAAAGAUGUACUUCCCUUGGAUUACAGAUCAGACUUCGUGUGUCUGCGUGCAUGUAUAUUUAUUGCUAAUUGGGCGUAAAUGGUGAUAGUUUGUGAUGAACACGUGCUUCUGAACUGUUUUGGAUUAUAAAGUGAUUUCUUCUGUGUUUGGAAAUUUGCAAAUGAUCGGAAUAUAUGUGCAUGUUAAGAUUUCUUAUAAAUCAUACUGUGUUUUACGGCAUAUACAUUCGGAACUGCUUCAGAGUUUUGAUGUAUAAAUAAAAGCCUUUGGAUUAAAUUUUUUUACCUUCGAAAAAAUCAUUUGGAUUUAACAGUGAUACUACUGGAUUAUAGCAACGUAUACCUCGUGAAUUUAUCAAUGAGUGACUUCUUUCUUUGGAUUUAAACCUAUUUUAUAGCCGAUAGAUAAUAUAUAUUUGAUAAAAUCCGCUUUGCAUUGGAUUUUAAAAUGAAAAAAAUAUACAUACAGAUUCUAUCGGUAAUAUGGUAAGACGGUGUUAUUAGCAUAGUAUAGGGAAUAUUUUUGAUCCGGUUAUUCC